Grus americana (Whooping crane) is the source of this 5918-nucleotide messenger RNA. It is a transcript of the gene CCDC13, whose product is annotated as coiled-coil domain containing 13. NCBI's taxonomy places the organism in Eukaryota, Metazoa, Chordata, Aves, Gruiformes, Gruidae. The record is from RefSeq and is a predicted model, not a curated record. Gene Ontology annotation, cellular component: centriolar satellite. The transcript has 17 exons. The coding region runs from base 342 to 2543 and encodes 733 amino acids. Gene Ontology annotation, biological process: non-motile cilium assembly; cytoplasmic microtubule organization.
GGGAGACAGUGCGGCCCUGUCAGGCCCCGUCAGGCCGCAGGACAAGGCGGGUGUUGGGCGGGGGAAGAGAGGGAACCCCCUCUCCCCACACAGCAGCUCUGUGGCAGAUCCCUCUGUGCCAGGUUUGAAGUCGGUACCCAGGUAGGCUGGAGGGCUAAAGGUUGUCCCCAGGCCAUCACUCAUUCCCACGGGGCUGUGCAGAGGCACCAGACUCUGCUCUUUGCACUUGUCAACCCUUAACGUACCUUGUCCACCCCCGCGGUGUCCGAAGGCAGGUGCAGAGGUGAGGCUGCUUGCAAUGCAUCUCUACCCAUACAGUACAUACAGGCACAAAGUAAACAAUGGAGUCAGACAUAAAAGUGAAUGAACAUUUUAAAAGCCAGUUUAAGGCUUAUCAAGAGCAACAGCAAAGGCGGCUGCAAAAUUUAAUGGAGAGGAAGAAGGAAAAGCAGAACAGUCAGAAGGGUGAUAAUGGCAAUGCAAAGGAGACUUUCAGAAUCCAGAAUGAUCUAAACCUAUUUGAAACAAGACAACCUGUAAAUGAAGACGACAGCAAAAGAUUGCUCGAUGUUGAGAAUGAGCAGCUCCAGGAUCAGCUUCGAGAGGUCCGAGAUGAGAACUGCAGACUAUACAAACUAGUGACAGAGAAAGAUUUUGAAAUAAAGCAACUCCAGAAAAAAAUACAGGAGGACAGAUUGGCUUUGUCAGGGGCGUCUGGUUUAGCUGGAGAUGUUGCAGCUACUAAAAUAGUUGAAUUGGCCAAAAAGAAUCGUGAGAUAACUGCCGAAACUGAGACUGAAAAAGCCAAAGUGAAGCAACUGAAUAACAAAGUCAAAGAGCUGGAGAAACAACUACAGACAGCCAUGGAAAAAUUGCAUUCUCUUGGUGGUGGCGAUGCAGGAAUCAAGCAAUCAACUCUGAAGAUGACAGAAGGAAACUUGGCUGAAAGUCCGGAGGUGAAAGCAUUGCAAGAAAAAUUAACCACAGCCAACUUUAAAGUGAUGGAAUAUCGUAACCAACUCCAAUCUGCAAAACAGGAACUGAAGAUGACCCAGAAGCUUUUAGCAAAUGAAGUUGGUGAAGAUGUGAAUAUUCAAAGUCUCUUGACCAAUUCUGGCAGCUGGCGUGGACGAGCCCAGCAAAUUCUUGUUCUCCAAAAUAAGGUUCGAGAGCUGGAGAAUCAGUUGCGUCAAAACAAGACCAGAACAUCACUGAGUGAGAUUGAUGAGGAAUUGCUGGCACUUACUGAUCCAAGGAAGUUGUCAGCCCAAGAGAAGAACUUAUUGAAGAUUCGCAGCUUGGAAAAAGAAAAGAAAGAAACCUUGGAGAAACUCACUGGGGAACAUGAUGCUCUCCAAAAAAGUCAUGAGGAAGUGAAAAAAAAGCUUGAUGCAUCAAAAGCCAGGAACAAAGUACUGUGCAGCGAAGUGAAAACCCUGAAGGGACAGAUCGUAACCUUGCUGGAGAAAGGAAAACACGACGAUGAGCUCAUAGAUGCCUUACUGAGCCAGCAGAAGCAAAUGCAGGAGAUCUUAAAGCACCUGAGCCAGCAGGAUGAGAAGAACAAGGAGUCCCAGCAGAUGCUAGGGCAGCAUUUGAACAGCGAGGUUCAGAAACAAAACUGCCUGAUAGAGCAGCUCAGACAGAUGGUGGCUGAACGAGAAGCAAAGGUUAAACAGCUGGAAGAGGAGAUUGGGCAACUCACACUUCAGAAGAAAGCUGCUCAUCAAGGGGACAGUUCAGGAGAUGCUGAUACACCACCUUCUGAGCACUCAGAAGAUCCAGGUUUUACUCUGCUUAAGCCUCUGGCAUCAGACAGCAAUCAGGUUGGAAGGACUGGAUCUGCUCGCACAGUGUCCAAGCUGGGCCAUACGCUUGUAGAGUCAGCAGCUACUGAGCCUUCUCUUCUCAGUAAUAACAUCCCACCUGGAAGGCUUGCUGGCACUGACAGCCCGGAUUUGAAAGUGCUGCAGACACAGAUCACAGAGCACAAGGCUCUCUGCCAGGCUGCCGAAGUGGAAAGAGACAGGCUCCUGGAACUGGUCACUGUGCUGCAGAAAAGAGUGGAGGAAGGCAGCAAUAAAGUCCUGGAAGCUGAGAAGAAGCUUCAGGAAGAGCGGCGACGAUGUGUCAUUUUGGAACAGCAGCUUGAAAAACUGCAAAUGGAACCAGGGAGGAACACAAGUGCACAGAAACCUCCUCUGAGGAGCAAAACAGGUCAGUCUGCGAGUCAUUCAAGAUUCACCUUGAAUGUGAGUGACAGGAAGGAGCGCUCUGCAGCCCAGCUCUCCAAGUUGCCUCUAGAAUCGCAGAUAGAGGAGCUGAGCACAAGCCUUGUGAUCCAGCUGGAUGAGAAUGAAGCUCUGAAGGCCGCUUUGGAGACUACUGUGAGAAAGAAAGAAGAAGACUUUAAACUGUAUCAAGACACAAUGGACCAAGUGAAGGAGAUCUUUUUACAGGCCAUUCAGCAGCAGAAAGAAGAGAAGAUUCAUGGAGUUCCUGAUGGAGGAGGUCACGGAGCUGAGGAGAAGCUCCGCACCUGAGAGUUAACCCUCCCUGUGCUUACAAGUCCUGCUCCACUUCCCCAGUGCUGGCCUGCAGCUCUGCAAAGCCAUCAGAGGUGUCUCUCACAAAAAGCAGGACCAAAAUGGUUCAUUGCCAAACUCCUCCUGCUCACCCCAUCAGUAGCAUCAGAGGAAAAGGCAUCUUGCAACCCGCAAUCCUCUCCUCCUGACAACCUGAGUGAUCAUAAAUCCUGGAUCCAGACACAGACACAGCCUCAUCCAAGUUUUAUUUGUUUCUGUUCAGCUCCAUCCUGCUGAUGUUGCAGCAUGGAGUAGAGUGAGCAGACCAAAGAGAAGGAAUCAGCCCACCUCUGACCGGUAUUUUAAGGACCUGCGGUAGUGAGCGGAUCCCUUUGAAAAGCUGCCUGAGCUGUGGCAGAGGUGUGGAGAUUUUGCUAUGCAGUGGCUGCUAAGUGCAGGCUGGUAGCUUGCAGCUGGAGAUUCUGAUUUCACUUACACAGAAGCGUGACUCAAUAGUAUUUUCACCUAAGUACAGGAGAGGCAAUCUGCUGUCCUUUCGAACACAUGGUCAGCGUUUGUCCCGUGUCCCAUGACGAAGCAGUGAAGAUCAUACUGCUCUCCAGCAAAGUUCUUCCUAGGGCGGCUGUGAAUCAACCCAUGAAAUGCAGAUAAGAAACUGGGAGUGCUAUAUAUCACAGAACACAUAUGGCUCGCUAGCACAUGGUGCAAACCUCUUCUCAAGUGCUGCAACACCCGUUUCUUUAAACAUAUGCUUGUUUGGGGUUGCACAGAAGCAUUUUCUCUUUUUUUUCUGCACGUACACAGAGCACCACCUGACACCUUGACAAAGAAGGAACUAAGACACUAUAAAAUAGUUUAUUUAGAGAGCCUGUACCUGUAAGUAACCGUUUCUCAUGGAAAUGUGCAUUGUCUCCCAUCACAGAGGAGUGGAGGGUCUGAAGGCAGGCCAAAUUGUCCAGAUCAUCUCAGUUUUCACCUUAGUUUUGAAAUAAAUUCCCUCUGCACUUCCACAGAGUGACCUGCCUUCAAUUUCUCCCCACGCUGACUCUUGUUAGCAACUGAUUCCCAGUUUUCAAGGUAUGAGAGCAAUUUUCUUGCAGUAGAUGUUGGGGGGCCCCGUCAGAUGUUAGAAGCAGCGGCCCUGGUUCAGCUGGCUGCAGCAGCCCCAUGUCCCCCAGCCCAUCACUCAGAGAAUAAAACCAGUGAAAAUAUUUUUCUCACUGCCUGCAAAAACCCGUAUCACUGGGCCUAAGCCAGAGAAUCUCCAGCAUGCUUGAUGAGCUACAACAUUUCUUUUAGGGAUGUAGCUGGGCUUGAUCUGAAACCUCCACAACCCCCUGCUUUCCUUGGAAGUUUGGCCUCCUGGAUAGUUACCAGUCCAUUAAAAUCCCGUGGUUCGAUUCUCAUUUUAAUUUCUCUGGUUUCAGUUUGCAGCCAGUCAUCGUUACGCCUUUCUUCGCUAGAUAAAAGCGCUGUGAGUACCCAGCACUACCUUGCUGGGACAGCCUUCAUCCCGUAUAAAGUCAUGUCACAGGCCGCUUUUUGAUAAGCUCUGAGCUUUUUCGGUCCCUCAGUGCAGCUAAUGGUGGUGACAAGCUAGUGGCGACGACGCUCGGCACCGCUGCACAGGCUGGUGGAUACAGUUAAGCUGCAAAGAACAGCGUAAGGUUAAUUUUGCUCCAAGUAUUUGAGGCUAUGGGCACUCCUCGUUAGGAUUUGGCCAGGUGUUAGGCAAUUUAUGCUAAGGAUACGAGUCCUCCAAACACUUGGGCUGAGCCAAAGGUUGCCUCCUACCCUGGAGCUGGGCAGAGCACUUCCUCGGAGCAGCUAUAAAGCACCUGACAGAUGCAUCCAAUUUUAAAAGUACAACUGAACUGCCGGGAAUAAAUGCCCUUUGAUGAAUCGCCAUCGUUUUCCUUUCAGCCCUGUUGCGAGACGGCCUCCUCUGAAGAGCGGGCAUCGCAAGAGUGCAGCUUUCCAAGCUGGCUGUAAUGUGAAUUAAGUUGCAUUAGCGCAGUUAAAUAUAGACGAUAUCGACAGAGGCGAGCUCUGCCUGCCCUGGGCUCCGCUCGGCCGAGUGGUGAAGGAUCAGCCAGCAGGUCAAAGCCGAUGCCACUGCAACGGCUCCAGUUUAGAGCUAUCGACUGGGGCUGUGGGUGGCUCGUGCCCUCCCCAAGACUCCAAAGAAGGACGGAGGUGCGAGGAGGAGACAGAAUUUGGUCCUUCAUUUGGGUGAAGAAAGCUGGUGGCAAAGGGGAACUCAGUUGGAAACUGCUUUGCCAGCCCCUGCGGCGGCCGCAGCCGGCAGCUGCUACUGCCCUGCAAGGCACAGGGCCCUCGCCCCGUGCGUGACAAAAGGAAUGAGGUUUGGCUUUAAAUGGAAAAACGCUUUAGCAGAGCCCUCGUGCUCUAAAUUAAGCCACGACUGAGCCAAGAGGGGUAUUGGGUUUCUCCCCUCAUCCUCUCCCCUCCGAGCCCAGCUCCGAGCCAGCCGGUCCCGCGGGACAGGGUGGCCUCACUCAACAAAUGCCACUUCAAUCCCCACGCGUCUCCGCUUACAGCUCCGAAACCCAUCUGUGGGCAGGGGGUGAAGUCCUGGGCUUUAGAGCAGCUCGUUUGUCAGCAAGGAUGGUUAUCUGCGGGGCGCAGCGAGAGGAGGGGGGUCAUCCCACCAUGUCAUUGACCUAAUUGGGGCAUUUUCUCAGGAACAGGAGGGCAUUGCGAGGAGGUGAAGGCACUGGGCUUUCAUGCUGGGUUGUCCCUUCUUCAGACGCCUUCCCCAGGGCAGCAGGAGGUCCUGGGACCUUUGAUGGGUUGGUGUGUGCCAUGGGGGGGACACAGCCAUUCUGGGGGUGGUGAGAGGGAUCAAUGGAUGGAUGGGGCACACGUCCCCCUCUCCUGAGCCGUCCUGCAGGGAGGUGCCUGCUGAGGUCCUGGUGGGGUUGGCGUGUUCCCAGUGACACGUUUGCAUGGGGAACCCGAUGGGGCAGCAUAAAACAACCAAUGUGGGUUAUUGUAACCCUUUUUCCUCCCUUUUCACCCCACAAAGAGCUGCUCCAGCAGCAGGGAGAGAGCAGCAAGCAGCCAGGAGAAGGCUCCUUCCUUUGAUGUCCCCAUCAAACAUCUCCGCUUCGUGCCGCGCCUCGCUGGGACGGAGCCGAGGGCCUUUCAUUGAACCCCACCACCUUCCACACUCACUUUCUCGGACACUAAAGAGGGCACCAGCCUCAGCUCAUGUGCCACAACUUCCAGCUAGAUGUUUGAAAAAAACAUCAUUAAAAUCAGCUCGAAGCCAUAAACAGCUCUUCAUCAUAAAGCAGCAGCACUGGGGCAAUAAAACACAGAGGCGUCCCCUGUGCCGAGGAAGGCGCG